Fusarium vanettenii 77-13-4 is the source of this 441-nucleotide messenger RNA. RefSeq lists its product as uncharacterized. Bases 1 to 441 code for a protein of 146 amino acids. The transcript is spliced from 17 exons. NCBI's taxonomy places the organism in Eukaryota, Fungi, Ascomycota, Sordariomycetes, Hypocreales, Nectriaceae. The record is from RefSeq and is a predicted model, not a curated record.
AUGCACUGCAAUGUUACGAUCGGCGCUUUUGCCGCCUUCUUGCUUUUCAUGGAAGAGUUACACGGAAACCUUAACUCUAAUGGUUUUUUCCGCGAAUUUCUUAAGUUAACCGGGGCAGGCAUGCGGAUUGUUGUAUCGGGAUUAAAAGAAGAGGGAAAGCCGUCCACGAGUCGCUUAUUAGGAGGACAGAUGUACUGGUUUCAAAGUGUUCCAUAUGCGGUGUUCGGUCUAUGCUGCUACUCUACUAGCAGUGAAAGGCGUGUAUUUUCUAAGGGAAUAAACCAAUUUUUAGAGGUUAUUCUUAUAAUAGAAAGGCUAAAUAAUAUUUUCUUUAAGACUAAGUCUAGGCUAAGUAUUAAAGGCCUUUCUUAUAAGGCUAAGGUAAAGGUUACUUUUAAGAAAUAUCUUUUAAAAGCGCGAGAUAAAUUAAAAAUAUUUUAA